Asparagus officinalis (garden asparagus) is the source of this 1426-nucleotide messenger RNA. Its product is annotated as cytoplasmic tRNA 2-thiolation protein 1-like. The transcript is spliced from 10 exons. Gene Ontology annotation, biological process: tRNA wobble position uridine thiolation. Lineage: Eukaryota; Viridiplantae; Streptophyta; Magnoliopsida; Asparagales; Asparagaceae. Gene Ontology annotation, cellular component: mitochondrion; cytosolic tRNA wobble base thiouridylase complex. The record is from RefSeq and is a predicted model, not a curated record. The coding region runs from base 131 to 1210 and encodes 359 amino acids. Gene Ontology annotation, molecular function: tRNA binding.
UUUCUAAUGAAAUAGAACCCCGACUUCUCUCAAAAAAGAGUCCCUGCUAAAUUAAGCUUCAGGGCGUCUGUGCUCCAUCUGCGACGAGAGGAGGGCCGCCCUCAAUCAAAAGGAGGAAUAAUCCUAAUUAAUGGCGGAUAGUGAUGCAACGGCGAACACGAAGAGAGCUUUAGGGCGUCUGUGCUCCGUCUGCAACGAGAGGAGGGCCGCCCUCAAGCGACCCAAAACCCUAGAACAGAUUUGUCGGGAAUGCUUCUACAUCGUCUUUGAAGAGGAGAUUCAUCAAGUUAUUCUAAGCAAUAAUUUAUUCAAGCCUGGUGAAAGAGUUGCAAUUGGUGCAUCAGGAGGGAAAGAUUCAACUGUACUUGCUUAUGUAUUAAAUGAACUAAACCAUAGGCACAAUUAUGGCCUAGACCUAUUUCUUUUGUCUGUUGAUGAAGGGAUUACUGGUUACAGGGAUGACUCACUAGAAACUGUCAAAAGGAAUGAAAUUCAGUAUGGAUUGCCAUUGAAAGUGGUUUCUUACAAGGAUUUAUAUGGUUGGACAAUGGAUGAAAUAGUGAAGGCUAUAGGCUUGAAGAAUAAUUGCACCUUUUGUGGUGUUUUUCGUCGUCAGGCUUUAGACAGGGGUGCUGCAUAUAUGAAAGCAGAGAAGAUUGUUACUGGGCAUAAUGCAGAUGAUAUUGCUGAGACUGUUAUCUUAAAUAUAUUACGGGGUGACAUUGCAAGAUUGGGUAGAUGUACCUUAAUAACUACGGGUGAGGAUGGACCAAUUCCAAGAUGCAAGCCAUUCAAGUACACUUAUGAGAAAGAGAUUGUUAUGUAUGCAUAUUUCAAAAAGCUUGACUACUUUUCCACAGAAUGUAUUUAUUCGCCUAAUGCAUACCGUGGCUUUGCUCGAGAAUUCGUAAAAGAUCUGGAAUGCAUCAGACCAAGAGCUAUACUAGACAUAAUCAGAUCUGGCGAGAACUUUAGGAUAUCAACGUCGACAAAGAUGCCUGAGCAAGGAACAUGCAUGCGAUGUGGUUAUAUUUCUAGUCAGAAAUUAUGCAAGGCAUGUGUUUUAUUGGAUGGAUUAAAUCGGGGUUUGCCAAAACUGGGUAUUGGCCGUAAUAAAGGUCCCAACAAUACGAGGAAGGGAAUUGAUCAGAGGAAUUUGAAUAAAAAAUCAAGUUUAGAGAGCAAGCAAUGUGGAACUCUCGAGUUCUAGAUGCAUUUUGCUGCAGUUGCUUUUUUUCCCGUUUUUCUCUACAUAGUAUUUUAUGUAAUCUGUGGUUGCUAUUUAAAGUCAUAUUGCUAUGGCUACACUGCAAUAAUUUUCAGUGGGAAAAAAAAAAUGUACAAGUGGUAAUUCUAUGUCGAGGAUAAACUACAUGAGGAACAUAAAGAAGGGCAUCCCUUUUUUUAUAUAAAUGUUCACAAUUUU